CAGAAAUCUUUUUUCAUUUGCCUUGAUACCUGCAGAUUCUUUAUCAGAGCGCAAGGAAGGGCAACAGCGCGCGCGCGCACACACACAUAGAGAGAGAAGAUCAGCUGGUAUCAUAUCACGUAGCUGCAUAAAAAGGAAAAGUUCCAAUGAUGCAUUCCAUCACAUAGAACUAGGAAGCCAAGAGCCAAGAACACACCGUGUGUGUAUCCGUGCACGGCCAUGGCGGCCACCAAGAGAUCCUUCCGCGGCGUCGACGGCAUUGCACGAGCCGUGCGCGGAGACAACGGCGCGCCGUCGGCGGAGGAGGAGCUGCAGGUUCACCGGCUGGAGGAAGGCUUCGGGAUGAUCUUUGGCUUCCCGGUGCCCGGGGUGCCCAGCCGGCCGGCCGCCGUCACCCAGCAGUUCUUCCCGGCGACGGUGGCGGUGGCGGCGGCGCCGGUGGCGCCUCAGGCAAUGGAGCAGUGCAACGCGUCCGACGCGGGGGCGGCUGACCCGUGGGCCCGCCCGGCGUCGAGGAAGAGCCGGCGGGGCCCGCGGUCCCGGAGCUCGCAGUACCGCGGCGUCACCUUCUACCGCCGCACUGGCCGGUGGGAGUCCCACAUCUGGGACUGUCGAAAGCAAGUGUACCUGGGUGGAUUUGAUACAGCGCAGGCUGCUGCAAGGGCCUAUGACCAAGCUGCAAUCAAGUUCCGCGGUGUGAAUGCAGACAUCAACUUCACCCUGGACGAUUACAAGGAUGAGAUAAAGAAGAUGAAAUACUUCAGCAAGGAGGAGUUCGUCCAGGUCCUCCGGCGACAGGGCGCCGGCUUCGUCAGAGGGGGCUCCAGGUUCCGGGGAGUCACCCAGCACAAGUGCGGAAAGUGGGAGGCCAGGAUUGGCCAGCUCAUGGGCAAGAAAUAUGUGUACCUUGGCCUGUAUGAAACAGAGAUGGAGGCUGCCCGGGCUUAUGACAAGGCUGCCAUCAAGUGCUACGGCAAGGAGGCAGUGACCAACUUUGAGCCCCAGACGUACGACAACGAGCUCCAUGCGCAAUCUUGGGAUGGUGAGCUUGAUCUUGAGCUCAGCCUGGGCUGCGCAGGCGGCGAGAGGGGCGGCGAUCCCGUCAGCAUCGCCGAAGAGGCGUUCAACUCCGCGCAGGGCAAGCAGAGGACGAUCCUGACGCUCGAGCUGCCGGAGGAGGACGCGACGAGCGCCGGUCACCCUCACAGGAGCGGCCUCAGCAGACCUCCGCCGACUCCGGCCACGCCGAACCGCGACGCGCUGAGGCACCACCCAGCUGACGAUCACGUUCACCGCCCCAGCAGCAGGGACACGCUGCACAUGCUCCAGAUGCACCUGACCGAUGCGCAGGGCCAGAUCGGCAGCAGUGGAGGCGCUGCAGCAGGGCCGCACAUGCGCUGGCCCAACGGCGGCAAUAAUUGGCUGCCGCCGUACGCCGCCCGGCCCCGGCAGCCCGACGACGACGCCAGCAGCGCCGCUGCAGCAUCAUCAGGAUUCCCACUGGGGCAGCAGCUGGGUCGCUGCUGGGCGCCGCAGCAGCCGGCCACGGCGUCCAGGCCCAGCAGCUGA
Molecule: messenger RNA, 1569 nt
Organism: Phragmites australis (common reed)
Lineage: Eukaryota; Viridiplantae; Streptophyta; Magnoliopsida; Poales; Poaceae
Product: APETALA2-like protein 4
Exons: 10
Coding region: 220-1569 (449 amino acids)
Biological process (GO): regulation of DNA-templated transcription
Molecular function (GO): DNA binding; DNA-binding transcription factor activity
Source: RefSeq, a predicted model, not a curated record